AUGUUUUUCAUUCUCUUAUUAGUUAUCGUAUUCCAUAUUCUUAUAAACCUGAUUUUAUAUUUUGUUGGUUAUGAUAUUUCCUUCUUAAUUUACUCGUCUAGAUUUAUACCUGUUGGUGCAUCUAUUUGUAUUUGUUCUUUGGUAUACUUGGCUGAGAUUAUAAGAUUUAUUCCCCAAUCUAUGGGUUUAAUCAUACUUCCAUUCAUAAAUAUGAGAUUAGGAUAUUUUUGA
Molecule: messenger RNA, 231 nt
Organism: Rodentolepis nana
Lineage: Eukaryota; Metazoa; Platyhelminthes; Cestoda; Cyclophyllidea; Hymenolepididae
Source: the annotation of a GenBank genome assembly